Molecule: messenger RNA, 1119 nt
Organism: Kockovaella imperatae
Lineage: Eukaryota; Fungi; Basidiomycota; Tremellomycetes; Tremellales; Cuniculitremaceae
Product: putative glycerophosphodiester phosphodiesterase
Exons: 12
Coding region: 1-1119 (372 amino acids)
Biological process (GO): lipid metabolic process
Molecular function (GO): phosphoric diester hydrolase activity
Source: RefSeq, a predicted model, not a curated record
AUGGUCAAGCGCAAGAACGUGUCCCACGGAUCAUCCGAAUACACCAUGGCCGACUCAAACUCGAACGGCAGUUCGACACCUUCGAGUACUUUUGAACCUGCCGUCGGACCUGUCCCCACGCCAUUUCGACAACCCAAAGAUAUAGAAUGUUGGGGACACAGAGGUGCUUCUGCGCUGCUUCCUGAAAAUACCCUUGCAAGUUUUCGAGCUGCGAUUGAAGAAGGGGCAGAGGGUAUUGAGAGUGACGUUCACGCCACCGCCGAUGGAGUCAUCUUGAUGUUUCAUGAUGCCGACCUUGAUCGGACGACGGAUGGAACCGGCUUGAUCAGGGUCCAGCGAUGGCAUGGCGGUAUUGAACAUGUCCGGACAAAGGCACAACCCCCUCAACCUAUACCUCGUUUCGAGGAGCUCGUUGCGUUGCUGAUGGAAUCCAACAACCGUCACGUCUCUCUCAAUAUUGACUGCAAGAUGCAGAAUGAUCCAGAAAAGCUGUUUCCUGAAAUGGCUCGUGUCAUCUCACAACACGAAAACUGGGAGCAUGAUCUCGCUCCUAGGUUAAUCCUCGGAUUAUGGCAUCCUCAAUUCCUCAAAGCCGCGUUCAAAUACCUUCCUCUUCUGACGCGUUAUCACAUUGGGUUUUCGCCCAACGUCGUUCGCAAAUAUUUCUGGGACACAUGCCAUGGCUUUUCACUCAAUUUCGCGUGCCUCAUGGGUCAGGAAGGUCAGAAUUUCAUGGAGGACUGCCGAAAGGCAGGCAAAGAGAUAUGUGUUUGGACCGUCAACGAUCCAGUCGAGAUGAGGACCGCCAUGACUUGGGGUAUCAAGGCCAUCCUGACCGACAAAGUGUCAGUCAUGACAUCCCUUCGAAGCGAAGUCUGUUCCGAUCCUUCCAAGCUCCAGAUCCCAGGCUUGUAUCGAUACGCUUUCCCAUGGUCUCACUGGCGCUACUACUCUUUUGCCCACAUGCUUAUCGAGCGCUCAUUCAUCGACCUACUCAGAUCCGCCUCAUAUGCCCCAGGUCCAUUGGUUGUUCCUGAUCUAGGAGAACUUGGCAUGUCGGCAGACGCAGCGACAGCGUCGAUAAAUGGAACAAUUAGCUCGACUGCCGUGGCGGCAUAA